This is a messenger RNA of Saccostrea echinata, 1742 nucleotides long. RefSeq names its product ceramide synthase 5-like. The coding region runs from base 1 to 1128 and encodes 375 amino acids. The transcript has 10 exons. The record is from RefSeq and is a predicted model, not a curated record. Gene Ontology annotation, cellular component: membrane. NCBI's taxonomy places the organism in Eukaryota, Metazoa, Mollusca, Bivalvia, Ostreida, Ostreidae. Gene Ontology annotation, biological process: ceramide biosynthetic process. Gene Ontology annotation, molecular function: sphingosine N-acyltransferase activity; DNA binding.
AUGGCGUGGAAAACGGUGUACGACACCUUUUGGAGUGAAUGGUUUUGGUUGCCAGAAAAUGUAACAUGGAAAGACUUAGAAAACAAAAACGAUGGUUUAUAUUAUCCACAGGCGAAAGAUCUCUACAUCCCAUUUGUUCUUGCAAUUGUUGUAUUUGCAGUCCGUAAAUGUUUUGAAAGCCUCAUAGCUAGACCAAUAGGAUUAUAUUUUGGUAUUAAGGAUGGCAGACCAAAGAUUGUUACACCUAUUAGUGCCUUGGAGAAUUCAUACCAAGUAAAGAAAUUUCCAUCAGAAGAAACAAUAAAGGUAUUAGAAAAACAGACAGAUAUGACAGAACGCCAAAUACAGAGGUGGUUUAGAAUGCGGCGAAAUCAGGAACGUCCAAGUCAAAUGAAGCGAUUCACCGAGGCUUCAUGGAGAUUUUUCUUCUAUUUUACUAUAUUUGUGUAUGGUGUAGCAGUCUUAUGGGAUAAACCCUGGUUUGCUGACUCCAUGAAAUGCUGGAUAGGGUAUCCACAGCAUCAUUUAUCCCCUGGAGUUUUCUGGUAUUACAUGAUAGAGAUUUCUUUUUACUGGUCGCUUAUGUUUUCACAAUUUAUGGAUGUAAAAAGAAAGGAUUUCUGGGAAAUGUUUGCACAUCAUUGUGCCACGAUAAGUCUCCUAACUUUUUCCUGGUGUGGAAACUUUGUACGAGUGGGGACGCUCGUGUUAUGUAUACAUGACGCAGUGGACUAUUGGUUAGAGGCUGCCAAAAUGGCGAAAUAUAUCAAAGCCCAGAGACUAUGUGAUGUACUCUUUGCUGUAUUUGGAGUUGUUUGGUUCAUCACUAGACUAGUUCUCUAUCCCACCAAGGUCAUGUGGUCCACCUAUUAUGAAUGCAAGCAGGUAGUCGGAGGUUUUCCGAGCCUGUACCUCUUUAACGGCGUAUUAGUGGUUCUACUGGUUCUGCAUGCCUACUGGUUUUCUUUAAUCGUGACUGUUGCCUACACGGUAUUGUCCAAGCAAGGGGAGGAAGUUACAGAUAUUCGUAGUUCAGAUGAAGAAGAAAUCAGCGAGGAAGAUACUUCAAGUAAUGGUUCUGGUGACCACAAACAGACCAAUAAUUUCAGUAACAAUGUAACGCAGUGAAAAUAAUUGUUCUGUAGUCCACAAUUUUUAAAACCAAUGAUGUCAUCAGGGAAGCUCAGUCAUGAUGAGAGAGAUUUUUAAUUUUGUGUAUGCAUGUGUUUCCUCAUUCACCUCUGUCGGUCUUCAUUUUCACUGGAAUAUUAAAUUACUUAAAACUGGAACCUAUAUACUAACGGGAUGGGCAACUCCUUCAACGCCGUGUUUAUUUACCCAAAACGGCACACACAACACUACAAGUUUUUCAAACUACUUUUUUUCCCCAGUAAAAAGCUUGUUUUCUGAUUAAUGUAAUCUGUUCAAUAUAAUAUGUAAUCUGACUUUUGUGUAUUGGAAUGGAUAUUUAAUAAAUUUUAAAGCACAUAUUAUGAAAUAAUUUAGUUAUUAAGUAAACAACCACUAAAAUCGGCGAUUUCUCGGAAAUACGGCCGAUCAGGGGCACGCAUUGAUUUUUAAAUAAAUGUAAUAAAUCUUGAACAAUUUUUUGAUAGAUAAAUUAAGAUUUUAUUAUGAAAUAUUUGAUAGCAAAAGAGAUAUAUUUAAUUAAAAUUGACGAAAUCCCACAACUUGCGAGACUUGCGAAAGUUGCCUAUACCGUUAGUAUAUAGGACCCUGCU